AUGGCCGACAACAGCUCCCCAGACUACAAAAGUCUCUUUCUGCAGGCAGAAGAGAAGCGGAGGCAGCAAGAAGAGAGGAGGCAGCUCGCAGAAGAUGAAGGACGACUCGAGAAAGGUGGGCGGGAGCAAGCCGAAUCACAACGAAACCAGAUUGAAGAACGCACCCGCCGGACAACUUUCCUGGAAUUCCCACGCCACUGCCACAACCUACUCUCCCGACCAUUGAAAGUCGCAACCCUGUCUCGCUCGACCACUAGGACGAUACCUCUCCCUAAGGGCAAACAUUGCCUGACACGGCUGCGUCCAUGGACGGAUUGUGUCCGUCAACAGCAAGCCAUCUACGACAGGUGA
This is a messenger RNA of Aspergillus calidoustus, 351 nucleotides long. The record is from the annotation of a GenBank genome assembly. Lineage: Eukaryota; Fungi; Ascomycota; Eurotiomycetes; Eurotiales; Aspergillaceae.